CUUGGAUUCUUCUAAAAUUUCUCUAUGUGAACAUAAUCAUAGAUACUCGAGAAUAUAUAUUAUAAGGCAAACCUAAUACAAGACAUUGAAACAUUGUACAAAGGUAAAAUUAAGGAUGAUGCUGCAACUCAAGCUAGUGUUCAUAACCUUGGUGUGUUGGAACAUAUUAAUUAGUUAUGAUUGUGUACUUGGAGAUUCACAAACAAGUAUAGUAUUAAACAGUUCAUGUAGCACAUUUAACGCAUCAAACUUGCGUAGCUUCUAUGCAAAUAUCAAUGGAACAUUUUUAGAUUUGAAGAAUCAAAUUAGCAAUGAAAGCAAACACUUUGCCACAUCACAACAAGCCAUAGGUGAGGUAAUUGUAUUUUCUAUGUUUCAAUGUAGAAAUUACCUCUCCAAAAAUGAUUGUGUUGGUUGCUUCAACAUUGCCUCUACCAAAAUCCGUAGUUGCUCAGCUGCUAAUGGAGCUAGAGUCAUCUAUGAUGGCUGCUUCCUCAGGUACGAGAGUGAAAGAUUCUACGAUCAAACAACUCAACAAGGGAAUGGUGUAAUAUGUGGGAACAAAACUGCAAAAGAAGGCACUGCAUUUGGAACAAUUGGACACAAAGUGCUAAUGGAUAUCCAAUUAGCAACACCUAAAAUCAAAGGUUUUUUUGCAGCUACCAAGACACAGGUGACACCUGGUGGAAAUAGUUCAGUUUAUGCCGUUGCACAGUGUGCUGAAACAGUCACUGAAAGUGGUUGUUUAGCUUGUUUGGCAGUUGGAUACAGUAACUUGCAAACUUGUCUUCCUAACAGUGAUGGUAGAGCAUAUGAUGCAGGGUGUUUUAUGAGAUAUUCAGAGACACCCUUUUUUGCUGAUAAUCAGACCAUUGAUAUCACAGCCUACUUAAAAGGAGGUUCAAGCAACAAAUGGGCCAUUAUAGGUGGUGUUGUUGGAGGUGUAGUAGGUCUUGUUGUUAUCAUUCUUGCAAUUUUAGGUUGGCGACAAUACAGGAAACCUAAGAGGGCUCCUAGAGGCAACAUAUUAGGAGCAACUGACUUGAAAGGUCCAGUUAACUACAAGUAUAGUGAUUUAAAAGCUGCAACAAAAAACUUCAACGAUGAAAAUAAACUUGGAGAAGGAGGUUUUGGUGAUGUAUACAAGGGUACUCUGAAAAAUGGAAAUGUUGUAGCAGUUAAGAAACUAGUUUUGGGAAAAUCAAGCAAGAUAGACAAUGAUUUUGAAAGUGAAGUAAAGCUUAUAAGCAAUGUUCAUCAUAGGAAUCUUGUUAGACUUCUUGGCUGUUGCAGUAAAAGCCAAGAGAGAAUCCUUGUUUAUGAAUACAUGGCAAACAGCAGCCUAGACAAAUUCUUGUUUGGUAACAAACAAGGUUCCCUCAAUUGGAAACAAAGGUGUAACAUAAUUUUAGGCACAGCAAGGGGACUGGCCUAUCUACAUGAGGAAUUCCACAUUUCCAUUAUACAUAGAGAUAUAAAGAGUAGCAAUAUCCUCCUUGAUGAUAAUCUUCAUCCCAAAAUUGCUGAUUUUGGAUUGGCGCGGCUUUUGCCAGGGGAUCGAUCUCAUCUAAGCACAGGAGUUGCAGGAACAUUGGGAUACACAGCACCUGAGUAUGCAAUCCAUGGUCAAUUAUCAGAAAAGGCUGAUACCUACAGCUACGGAAUUGUAGUCCUAGAAAUCAUAAGUGGUCAAAAGAGUACAGAAAUGAAGGUUGACGAUGAUGGUGAAUUCCUUCUUCAAAAGACAUGGAAACUGCAUGAGAGAGGCAUGCACUUGGAGCUAGUCGACAAGGUCUUAGACCCUAACGACUAUGAUGGAGAAGAAGUGAAGAAAAUGAUAGAGAUUGCUUUGUUGUGUACUCAAGCAUCAGCUGGAAUGAGACCAACGAUGUCUGAAGUAGUAGUCCUCCUCCAAACCAGGAGCUUAGUGGAGCACCUGCAACCAACUAUGCCUGUGUUUGUAGAAACGAAUCUUAGGUCUCGUGAAGGCCACUCUACCUCAACUGGUUCUUCUACGUCUAAUGCCACUGCCUCCUUUUCUCUAUCAGCUCGAUGAUUAUAUGGAACAAUGAAGGGACUUGAACCGAAAAGAUAACAAUAAACCAGAUGAGGGUUACUCUUCGUUAAUUCCAACUGUUCAUCAAUCAUACAAGUACAGAAGUAUUAUCUAAUAGAGAUAAACAGUUGCAGCUACGUUUGUUAUGAAUUUAUUGUCUAUGUUUGUGUAGUUUCUUAGGUUUGUUCAUUAUGAAUUUGUUGUAAGCUAGUUAGUUUGUUACAAAGAAGUUUUCCUUAUUUAUUUUUCUUGUACUAUAAAUACACAAUGUAUAUCUCCAAUAGGAGAAAGAAUAAUACCUCAGCCAAAAGAGUCACUUUGCUCAAA
Medicago truncatula (barrel medic) is the source of this 2383-nucleotide messenger RNA. RefSeq names its product cold-responsive protein kinase 1. The record is from RefSeq and is a predicted model, not a curated record. Gene Ontology annotation, biological process: protein phosphorylation. Gene Ontology annotation, molecular function: protein kinase activity; ATP binding. The transcript is spliced from 8 exons. Bases 116 to 2056 code for a protein of 646 amino acids. Lineage: Eukaryota; Viridiplantae; Streptophyta; Magnoliopsida; Fabales; Fabaceae.